UCUACCUAAGUCUAUCGUUCGCGCCGCGCCGUUAUCUUCCUGCGCUACGUUCAGAGCGUACCGUACUUGUUGCUUGUGGGGCGCGCGACGCAGUUUGUUGCGGAGCGCAGACAGAGACGGGGGAGAGAGAGAAGGAAGGUGCGAAGAAGCGGCCGGCCAUAGAGAAGAGGCGAGAGACGAGAAAGGAAGGAAGGGGAAGGGUAGGGAAGGAAGCGGGAAAGAAAGGGGACGGCACACGCACCGGCCACGCACGGCUCUCCACGCGACACCUUCGUGUCGUACGCGCGGACACGCAAGCCGGGUGGACUCGAGAUUGGAGUUUUUCCACGUCGUCUUUUAAAGAGCGAAGAAACCGAGAGUUCCAAAGAUAAAUUCGAAACACGUGUCACGGGAGGAAACGACGGUAGCAUUCCGCGUUUCCGAAUCGAUCCGGAGCGAAAAAUUUUCCACAAACCGAAAAUUCCUAAGAUAACAUCGGAUUUAAGAAGGCAGUAUCGUACAAACAAGUCGAUUAAUUUCUCACGAUUUUUAAAUGGGCUCAAGUCAAGCGAAGCUCCUCGAACAGCCUGUUAAUCAAGAAUCCUAAGAUAACACGUCAGAAUACAACACGGGGAGGAGGAAGAGGAGGAAAUUGCCGAAGUUCACCAUGUCACAUCAUAUCGUUACCGUUUGCGUGGUCUGUGUACUAUGCGCUGCACAUGUACCCUGCUCGGCGCACACAAAUUCAUCGACGACGGCGCCGGGCGAUUCAACGGGCAUCAAAAACCACACGACCCUGAACACGCAAAGUCAACAGUUCUGGUCGCCUGUACGAUCCAAAGAUAUGCAUCCGUAUUCGAAGAGCCAACAGAGAUCCAAUCCGAAUAACUUAACUAGCAAUAAACGCGAUGCCGUAAGAUCUCGUAUGCAACGCGUUGACAGUAAUAACAACAAUACCUUGAUAACCGUUAACGCAACAUCGACUGCAUCGUCCGAUGCUUAUCUUAAGAGGGAAAUGAUGGAAAACUUCAAAGGCGGUGGGAAUCCGCAAGACACGCGGCCGUCAAUUACAAGCGCGGAUAUAUCUGUAAAUUCGAGGGACGCCGAGCUUCUGGAGCGUCUUGCUCAAACGGAGAUGCUGCCAAGCAUCAAGCAGAGGUCCAGAUUGUCCAGUGAUGAUUUACGCACCGUUAAUAAAUCUAGAUUAAAGAGAGAUGUGGAUGAGAAGUACUUUAUGCAAAAGAUUUUUGAAGCCUACGGUGACGGAACGAGUAUAACUAUGGAAGGUUUCGAGAAACUUGUUCGAAAGCUGGGUCUAUUAAGAUUAUUGACUGAUGAAUCGGAUGUGCAAAGCGGUGAUACUGACAGAAGUAGUGGUAAGAAUUUUUCAAAUAAAGGCCUACAUGACGCAGAUAGUAAAAAUAAUAAAGAAAGGUGCUUAAAUAGUCAAGAGUUGCUGAGCACCGUCGCCCAAGAUGCACACUACAGUUCUAGCAAUAAUGCGACGACGUUGCCCAGCUGGCUUUUUGAACGCGUGUGUCCGGUUCUUGUCUACCAAUUAGCAGCCGAAUCCAGUUCGGAAAGAAAUGGCUGUAUACGAGUACCCGAGAAUUACAAACCUGUCGUGCCGGUCGACAAACUUUACACACAAGCGGAGGACUCGGUGCGCAACACUGUAAAAGUUUGGGUAUAUUCAACAGUUAGUAUUUUCAUAAUUAGCCUUAGCGGGCUGCUCGGCGUAGCAGUGAUUCCGAUCAUGGGAAAAAAUUAUUAUCAUCACGUGCUACAGUUUCUAGUUGCCUUGGCCGUAGGUACUUUAACCGGUGAUGCCUUGAUUCAUCUGUUACCACACGCGAUGAUGCCGCCUCACCUUCACGAACACGACGAGCAUCAAGAACAUGAGCAUCAUCACGACGAAAGCGAUGCAUUACAAAUUGAUCAUGUGAACCUACAUAAUAUGAAUAUGUGGAAAGGAUUAGUCGCUAUGAUGGGUUUCGUGCUAUUCUUUUUCACUGAAAAGGCGUUAAAUCUGAUAUCCGAAUGGCGAAAACACUGGCAGCAUCGAAAGAAGAUGCCUACGCGCGUGAGAGUGAUGAGAGAAAGUGAUGGGCCAAAUAGCAAUGUUGUUGGCGAAAAGCUGUGUAAACACAAGUACUCUUCGUACCCGUAUUGUUACGGCGAGAUUGCCAGCGAAACUCAAGAUAACCAUCACAAUCGCCGAAACAAUCAUCACGAGAGACCACCCAUCAUCGAGGAGGAGAAACCAUUGACGUCCAACUGCAAUUCCGUCACGAAAAUCGUGACGGAACAUGGUGACAUGGAGAAGAAACCAACGGACGAUUGGAGAAUGGACGAUUCGAUCGUGAAUAACGCUAAGAAAAAUGCUGAUGGUGCCGAUGUAUCAUUGAACGAAUCGGAAGGCUAUACCGUUAUUAUACGCGAACAUGAGACCAAACAUCACGGCCACAGUCAUUCUCAUGGUCAUGUACACUCAGCCCCAGAGUCUAUGUCCAGUGUAGCUUGGAUGGUCGUAAUGGGAGAUGGUUUGCACAAUUUUACAGACGGUAUGGCCAUCGGAGCUGCUUUUUCGGCAAACAUCGCAGGCGGAUUCUCCACAGCUAUUGCUGUUCUCUGUCAUGAGUUGCCUCACGAACUCGGCGACUUUGCGGUGUUAUUAAAAGCAGGCAUGAGUACCAAACAAGCUGUUUUUUACAACGUGUUAUCUUCAGUGCUCUGUCUGUUAGGUAUGAUAGGUGGAAUACUGUUAGGUAGCACUCCCGAUGCGACCAGCUGGGUAUUCGCAGGUGCUGCUGGAAUAUUUAUAUAUAUAGCAUUAGUAGACAUGAUACCAGAAUUAUCGUCGAAUCAUUCUGCGGAAAGCGGUUCACGAUGGCAGUGCAUUUGGCAAGGUUUGGGUUUAACCACAGGCCUCGGGAUUAUGUUACUUAUCGCCGCCUACGAGCAUGAUCUUAAACACAUUUUUGACAACUAAGUUUAUAAAUAAUUGCUCUUGCAUUGAUAUUACAAACAAAAUCUCUUCCUAUUACGUUCGGGUUAUUGUGUACUUCUUUGUGUUUAAUCUUAAUACUUAGCAGUCUCUUGGCAUUCAACGAAAGUAAAUUGAUCUCUUUCUGAAAUAAUUAUUAUAAUAAUAAUUAUUUCGUGCGUUAAAAACGUAAUGGGAAGAUUACACAAAUUAGAUUGCAAUUUAGAUAAAACGACAAUAUCCGAGCUAGGAUUGCCGGUGAAAGUACUUUAGAGGAACGAAAAAACUGUUGAACUCCGAAAAAAUAGGAUUUUCAUCAUUAGACAGAGUAUCAAUAAUUGAAUUGUCAAACGAUCAAAUUAAAAUAUCAAUUAUUUCUGAACCAAUUUUAUUCAAGAUAUUUCUACUGUACUCUUUUUAUGGUCAAUUCAAAAAUACUCGUAUCGAAUAAGUAAACUUAAUUUCUCAUCAGAUAAAUAUGUGAUUAUCUAGUAAUUACAUAAUAAUUUUCAAGAGAUAUGAAUAUUGAUGAAUAAUCUUGAAGCAACAAAUAGCAAAAUUUUUUUUUCACAAGAUUAAUGAGCAGAUUCAAUGACGUCAAUUAAUUCACAUUUGUUACUAUUAGAUAUAUAUUGUUAUCAGAAUAUUAUGUACAGUAUUGUUUUACGAAUGAAAGCUUAAUUUUAUAUAAGUUCUGUACAAAUAAUACAUUAUACAUUAUACAUGUAAUACAAAGGUAUUUAAUCCAAUUAGUCAAC
Molecule: messenger RNA, 3723 nt
Organism: Pogonomyrmex barbatus (red harvester ant)
Lineage: Eukaryota; Metazoa; Arthropoda; Insecta; Hymenoptera; Formicidae
Product: zinc transporter foi
Biological process (GO): intracellular monoatomic cation homeostasis; zinc ion import across plasma membrane
Cellular component (GO): plasma membrane
Molecular function (GO): monoatomic cation:bicarbonate symporter activity; zinc ion transmembrane transporter activity
Source: RefSeq, a predicted model, not a curated record